Messenger RNA from Phyllotreta striolata, 1010 nucleotides. Lineage: Eukaryota; Metazoa; Arthropoda; Insecta; Coleoptera; Chrysomelidae. The record is from the annotation of a GenBank genome assembly.
AAAGACGGGAGCGACUAAACAACCGUUACCGUUACGCCAUUUAACGUCUCAAUCAACUUGACGUUACGUUUUUUUUUUUUAAUAUAUUAUUCUUAUCGCCCCCGGGAAGAAAACAAUGAGAAGGGACAGUCUUCGAGGGGAGCCCAGCAUCACCUCGGAGGGCACCGAUAAAAAUCAACUGAGAGAAAAAAUCGACGAUUUAUUCAAAGACCAAACCACCAAUAACCAGGGGAAGAAACAGCCGAAGAAACCCCCCACGAACCAAAAGAGAUUGUCCCUGGACGCGGGAGAUUCAAAUACAGAUGUAGAUUACAAGUAUAAGAGAGAAUCCGUAGGAGGUUCCAAGAAAGAGGCCAGACGAUCGAACAGCUCGACCAGCAAGAUCCCAGACAACGAAUCGAACGAGGGCUCCAAGCAAUCGGUCAACGAGCCGGAGAUCGAAGAGGAGGAGGACGAGAAGGACGAGGACGCCUGCAAGGAGGAAAUGGGCAGGAUACUGAAGGAGAACAACGACAAAAUCUGCGAUUACAUUUGCAAUUUGCGCACGCAAAGGGACGACUUGGUGUACAUCAUCGAGAAGCAAUACGAGGAGCGAAAGAGGCUCGAGACCGAAAUGGAGAGAAUCACCUACAAAUUGUGCUUGAUCAACAAGAGCAUGGCGCAGAGGAUCAAAGCGAAGUGUUUGUACGAUCAGACGAUCGACGAAGUGGAGGAGCAGUAUUCGAAGUUGGUGAAGGAUUCCGGAACGAUUUUGGCGUUGGUGCAAAACCGCUUCCAGAAGUUGGACGGGAUGAUUAAUAAAACGACCAGUACGGACGAGAAAAGAAAUAGUAAUAACGACCAGCACACGGUAUGUAAUUGCUGUAAGUGCAGGGAAAAGAGAAAGAAAUCUAUGGAUUUGAAUGGUAAUCGACAACAAGCUAGGAAGGAGUGCCACCCGAAAUGCGAUUGCAUAUUCAAAUCCGCGUGUUAAUUAUCCGUUUGCGCACCCGAUCAAAUUAAAGUUGUUA